Molecule: messenger RNA, 300 nt
Organism: Colletotrichum abscissum
Lineage: Eukaryota; Fungi; Ascomycota; Sordariomycetes; Glomerellales; Glomerellaceae
Exons: 1
Coding region: 1-300 (99 amino acids)
Source: RefSeq, a predicted model, not a curated record
AUGGUGCACCGGCUUGAUGCAAAGAAGGAGCAAACAAUGUGCAGAUCGGACGGUAUUGGGAAGCAUGAAGAUAUAUACCUUGUCGGAGCUGCAGCCGCCGUGUCCAGCAUCCAUUACACGGCUUGCGAAAGCAGUCAUUGGCGAGAAUUCGCUGCCCUGGAAACUUCAUCCGGCUUGCUUUCUGCAAUGCAUGGACUCUUGCUGCCUUCUCACCUUGACGACUGCUCGGGACCGGGUCUGCAGGAAGUGUUCCGCCGCGAGGCCGUGGAGCAGCUCGGGAUCCUGUCAGCCUGGCCCUAA